Pseudophryne corroboree (corroboree frog) is the source of this 1697-nucleotide messenger RNA. RefSeq names its product protein mono-ADP-ribosyltransferase PARP15-like. Gene Ontology annotation, biological process: negative regulation of gene expression; protein poly-ADP-ribosylation. Gene Ontology annotation, cellular component: cytoplasm; nucleus. The transcript has 11 exons. Bases 3 to 1652 code for a protein of 549 amino acids. Gene Ontology annotation, molecular function: NAD+-protein mono-ADP-ribosyltransferase activity; transcription corepressor activity; NAD+ poly-ADP-ribosyltransferase activity. The record is from RefSeq and is a predicted model, not a curated record. Lineage: Eukaryota; Metazoa; Chordata; Amphibia; Anura; Myobatrachidae.
CUAUGUGUGAGGUGAUGGUGUGUGACACCUCUGUGAAGGUAAAGCAGGGGGACAUCACUGCCGAAAGUACGAAUGCCAUAGUAAACUUAAACAAUGCAACAUUGGACCAACAGUUUGGUAAACUCCCAAAUGAUGGAUUUGUUGUAACUUCAGCUGGAAAUCUGAAAUGCCAAAAGAUAAUUCACCUGAUUAAUGUAAUACAGACGGUCAUUGUGGAAGCAGUAAAGAAAGCACUUACAGCGUGUGACAGAGAUGAUAUGAGGACCAUUAGUCUCCCAGCAAUUGGAACAGCUAAUCUAGAUCCCAAGAUCUCAAUUAAUCUGGUUAUGAAAGGCAUUGAAGAGUACCUAGCUGAUCCUACCACAAUGACCAUCCUUUCAGAGAUCAAUGUUGUUGUAUUUGAUCCGGAUGUUUAUGAAGAAUAUUUAAUUUUUUUUCAGAAUUAUCAGACAAAUGACCCUCACUUCACAGUUUAUGGAAAAACCAUACAACUAAUUAAAGGUGACAUCACUAAUCAGGCUGUGGACUGCAUUGUGAACUUAACAAACAGCUCCCUGAGCCAAUCUCGUGGUGUUUCUGGAGCUAUAUUGGCUGCUGGUGGUGACACUGUUAAGGAAGAAUGCAAAGAUAUUGGUAUAUUACCAACAGAUGGGAUUGCUAUAACAAGUGGUGGGAAUAAUAAGUGCAAAAAAAUCCUGCAUAUUAUCGGUCCAACCAGAGUUUCUGAAUAUGAACUUUCAAUGGAAAGGAUUCUGCUAGAAUGCCAUAAAAAUGGGAUCACAAGUGUUGCCCUGCCAGCCAUUGGAACAGGCAUGGCUCAUGUUAAUCCAGAAAAAUCAAUUAAGGCAAUUUUGAGCAGUAUUUUAAGCUGUUUCUCCGAAACAUUACUACCAACCCUUGAAACAAUCUCUAUUAUUGUUCUUCAAGAAGACAUGUACCAGACGUAUCUAAAGGUUUUUCAAGCCAAAUGCGCAGAGAUACAGGCAACCCAACAGGAAGAAAAGAUAUUAUCAGCAGUUCAAGGUCAGGUAAAAAUUGAUUACCCAAAAUCAUGGACAGGUAUUGUAGAAAGUGAGUUUCAGGAAGUGACUCUGGAGAAAGACUCCCAAGAAUACAAAGAUGUUAAAAAUAAAUUCAUCAAAUCGGCAAGCCCUAGUCCACUAAAAGUGGUUAAGAUCAAAAGAAUUCAGAACAGGAAACUAUGGGAGAGCUUCACUAUCAACAAGCAAGCAGUGGACAGAAAAAACCCCGGACAGCGAAAUAUACAGCAUUUGUACCACGGCACAACUUCUGAGGUCACUGAAGGCAUUAACCGAGGAGGAUUUAACCGAAUCUAUCAUGGCAGAAAUGGCACAGCAUGUGGAACUGGGACCUACUUCGCUGUAGGAUCAAAUUACUCUUGUGGGGACAAAUAUUCUGUUCCUGACAGUAAGGAUGGAGUAAAAUACGUCUACCAGGCUGUAGUGAUAACUGGAAGAUAUUGCAUGGGAAACUCUGCCUACAAAGAACCCCCGUACAUCAAAGAUGACCCCAGUGGAGAUCGUUAUGAUGCUGUAGUGAACAACAUUAAAAAACCAACCUAUUUUGUUGUUUUUCAUGAUGACUAUGCAUAUCCUGAAUAUCUGAUCACUUUUAAGCUCCGAACACCAUAGAUUAUAAUGAAAUGAAGAUUUUUCUAUAAACAAACAGGAGAUGUA